GCAGUCUUGGCUACAGUCAUCUGCCACAUCUGUUGUAGAGAGUAGCAGCACAAAGAUUUUGAAAAAAUGGCCUUCGCUGGAAUUCUUAAGGAAGAGGAUGUGGCUGCAGCCCUCAGCGCCUGCUCUGCUCCCGAGAGCUUCAACUACAAGACCUUUUUCGCCAAGGUUGGCCUGUCAGGAAAAACUGCUGAUGAUGUCAAGAAGGCUUUCUUCGUAAUUGAUCAGGACAAGAGUGGAUUUAUUGAGGAGGAUGAGCUGAAACUGUUCCUGCAAAACUUCUCUGCUGGUGCCAGAGCUCUGACUGAUGCUGAGACCAAGGCCUUCCUUGCAGCUGGUGACAGUGAUGGUGACGGCAAAAUUGGAGUUGAUGAGUUUGCUUCCCUUGUGAAGGCUUAAGCAUUGUGAACUCCAUUUUCUUUUCUUUUUUUCUUUUUGGAAACAGGUGUCUAUGCUUUUGUAGAUUCCCCUGGCUCCAAUACUUAAUUAAUUUUUUUUAUAUGUAUUUAUUUAUGACAACUCACAACUCCUCACUGCAAGAAGAAAUGUCUUAAAAACUAUGUAUUGCUCAUUUAUUUCUUGUUAGGUAUGUAAUUAUGUAAAGAGCCUAACAUAUGCAAAUAUAAAAUGCCUUUUGCACUUUUGACAAUGAAAUAAAUUUGCAUUUGGUGUA
Messenger RNA from Silurus meridionalis, 670 nucleotides. RefSeq names its product parvalbumin-2-like. The coding region runs from base 67 to 396 and encodes 109 amino acids. Lineage: Eukaryota; Metazoa; Chordata; Actinopteri; Siluriformes; Siluridae. The record is from RefSeq and is a predicted model, not a curated record. Gene Ontology annotation, cellular component: cytoplasm; nucleus. Gene Ontology annotation, molecular function: calcium ion binding. The transcript has 5 exons.